UCCAAGUCCAUUUCUCCUAUUCUUUGAGGUAGCUAAUUAAGGAAUAAAAUGAGUGCCAAAGUUCCAAUUUUCUUUGUUUUUGUAAUGUUGUUUGCUUUAAGUUCAGCAAAUCCAAGCAAAAGAAAGCAAUACACACCAUGCAAAAACCUAGUCCUUUAUUAUCAUGACAUAAUUUACAAUGGAAAGAAUGGAGCUAAUGCAACAUCUUCAAUAGUAGCAGCUCCACAAGGUGCUAAUUUAACAAAAUUGGCACCUCAAUUCCACUUUGGUGACUUAAUAGUUUUUGAUGACCCUAUCACAUUGGACAAUAAUCUUCAUUCAAAACCAAUUGGAAGAGCACAAGGCUUUUACAUGUAUGAUACCAAAAACGCAUUCACUGCAUGGUUUAGUUUCACAUUGAUUCUUAAUAGCCCUUAUCAUGAAGGAACCAUAACUUUAGCUGGUGCUGACCCAACUAUAAAGAAAACUAGAGAUAUUUCAGUGACUGGUGGCACUGGAGAUUUCUUUAUGCAUAGAGGAAUUGCUACUCUUAUAACUGAUACUUUUCAAGGUGAUGCUUAUUUUCGACUUCGUAUUGAAAUUAAGUUCUACGAGUGUUGGUAAUUUUAAUUAAGAAGUUAUUAAUGUCCAUUUUCUAUUUCACUUAAUCCGGUGGAUCUAGAUUCCUGGAAUAUUGCAUAUUGUACUGCAAUUUGAAUUUGUAUCCUUUUGUGUGUAUGUGUGUUUUUGUUUUGGCAAGUACUUAUAUUCCAACUUAA
Trifolium pratense (red clover) is the source of this 758-nucleotide messenger RNA. RefSeq names its product disease resistance response protein 206-like. Lineage: Eukaryota; Viridiplantae; Streptophyta; Magnoliopsida; Fabales; Fabaceae. The coding region runs from base 49 to 603 and encodes 184 amino acids. The transcript has a single exon. The record is from RefSeq and is a predicted model, not a curated record.